Messenger RNA from Drosophila mojavensis, 2026 nucleotides. RefSeq names its product transmembrane protein 104 homolog. The record is from RefSeq and is a predicted model, not a curated record. The transcript has 4 exons. NCBI's taxonomy places the organism in Eukaryota, Metazoa, Arthropoda, Insecta, Diptera, Drosophilidae. The coding region runs from base 237 to 1868 and encodes 543 amino acids.
GAAAAAUACUAGUAUUGGUUUAGUUUUAAUCUGAUUUUAUUUCACAUAUGUAUUUACAUUUAAUAAAAAUUCAGAGUGAAAUGAAAUACAAUUCUCAUAAAAAGAUUAAUAAAAAAAAAAAACUUUAUUUACAAGUUUUGUUCACACUAAAACAUAAGCGUUCCUAAAAUAAUAUCCAGAACAUUUUUACUAACUCUUUGUUUGGUCACAUAGUUUUUAUAAGAAAAGAAAAGAAAAUGUAUAGAGGAAUUCGUUCUCCACCUGUUGACUCAGUUUCGUACACAAAUUUGGUGAGAAGUCAAACAUACACACGUAAAAGUUUUUAUACCCUAUAUUUCUUAUAUUUUGUUAUUUACUUUGACAUGUUCAUAACCAUUGAGAAUGGGUUGUUUUCGUAUUCAUUGCAGGUGGGAUUUAUUUUCAUAUUCAAUAUUAUUGUCGGAACUGGAGCGCUAACUCUGCCAGGAGUAUUUGCCAAAUCAGGAUGGUGUCUAAGCUUUGUUGUGUUAAUAUUAUUAGCUCUUGUAAGCUAUAUCACAGUAACAUUUGUUAUCGAAGCCAUGGCGGGUGCGAAUGCGAUAAAAAACUGGCAAAGUCUUCAAGCUUUACGUUACAAGCGCAAUUCAAAUGAAGAAGAUAAUGAAUUAUAUUGGAAUACAGAAAGCGAAACCGUUCCCUUGACAAUUCAGAAUAUGCAAUUUCAUUACUAUCAACUGACACAAAAGUUUGAAUUGGGUGAAAUGGCAAAAAUAUUUUUUAAUGAUUGCGGGCGUAUAUUGUUUUACCUAUGCUUUAUAAUUUACCUAUAUGGAGACUUGAGCAUAUAUUCCGCAGCGGUGGCUAGAAGUUUGCGUGAUGUGCUAUGCGAACAUGAUCAUUCAAAUAACUCGGAUAUCUCGAUUUCUGAAUUAAGCUCAAUGCGUUUGCUUGGCGGGUUGAAAGAUAAUGAUAACCGUACAUGCUGGAAAGAGCAUAAUGUAUCACGUCUAAUAGUGUACAGGAUCAUAUUGAUUGGAUUCACUAUGCUUUUUGGACCACUCGUUUUAUUCAGCAUACAGAAAACAAAGUAUUUGCAAAUGCUUACUGUUGUUUUUCGAUGGUUGGCGUUUAUUUUAAUGAUAUGCAUUGCUCUCAAAAUGCUCGUCAUUGAUGGGGUAAAAGGACAUCCAGUUGCCGUAAAUUUUUAUGGUAUUCCCUCAUUGUUUGGCGCCGGUGUUUACUCGUUCAUGUGCCACCAUUCGUUGCCCAGUUUAUUGGCACCAAUUAAACAUAAGUCAAUGGCUAAAAAAAUUCUUUCAUACGAUUACAUUUUAAUUUGUUCGUUUUAUAUAGUUCUGGCGAUUACAGGAAUAUUUGCAUUUGAGUACGUUGAAGAUCUGUAUACUUUGAAUUUUCUACCAUAUCACGCUACAUCUGAAAGUUUAUUUUCAAAUUUUUUAAUUGUUAUCGAUUAUUUCCUGUCUUUGUUUCCGGUAUUUACGUUAUCCACUAGUUAUCCACUUAUCGCUAUCACACUUAAAAACAAUCUUCAAACUUUGUUUUUGGACAUGUCCCAAUAUAAUUCGUAUAGCAUAUUGAUUCGAGCACUUUUCCCCUUUUUAUCUAUUCUUUUACCAUUUUGUAUAACAUAUUUCACUGAAAACCUAUCUAUCCUAGUGGUUAUUACGGGGAGCUAUGCUGGAGUAGGUAUACAAUAUGUCAUUCCUGUUUGCUUGGUCUAUUAUUCCCGUGUGACAUGUUCUGAACUACUAGGAAGUGGGAUUAAAAAUCAAUUUCAAAGUCCAUUUCAAUCAAAUAUAUGGCUAUUAAUGGUGUUAGCUUGGUCAGUAUUAUCCGUAUUCUUAGUGUCCAUUAAUUUGUUCAGGUAAUAACCUACACACAAUAUAUAAAACAUGAGUUUCAUUUUUAACAAAAUCGGCUGUGAAAUUUACUUAUCAAUAAAUAGAUUUGCUAACUUUGAUGUAUUAAUUAAAUAUUUGAUAAUAAUAGAAAUGAUAUUGAGACCAUUAAAAAUGUGAAUUUUGUA